AUGUUUUAAGUGGAAGCAUUAAUUGUUGUAAUUAUAUUAGUGAGCUAUAUUCUUACAGCACAUAUUAUUGCUGUAAAAAGAAUCAAGUUCCUUCAUGAAUCAGUCGUUGCAAUAUUGAUGGGUAUUGUUACUGCUCUCUUCAUUAAAUAUGUAUAUAUGAUAAUGUGAAUAUAGAUUUUUAAUGAGGAUGUUCAUUUCGAUUCAGAAUUAUUCUUUAAUUUUUUAUUGCCUCCUAUCAUUUUUGCAGCAGGAUACAAUUUGCAUAGAAACCAUUUUUUCGAUAAUUUUUGGCUUAUUUCAUAUCAUGGAAUAAUAUGCACAAUCCUAACAUUUGUUAUACUGAGUGCUUUUGCUUUGUUUAUGAAUGAAACAAGUUUAGUGUAAUAGAAAAUGGGAUAAGAUGAGAUUCUCCUAUUGACAGCUACUUUAUGUGCAACUGUAAUCGUGUUAAAAAUAUUACUCUUUAGGACACAGUUGCUGCCCUCACAUUAAUUAAAGAAAAAGAAUAUCCAAUACUUAAUUCAGUCUUGUUUGGUGAGGGGAUAUUUAAUGAUGCUGUAUCGAUACUAAUAUUUCGGUCGGUUAAGAAAUAUUUAUCAGAAGAUGGAGGAUUUUCAAAUUUAUCAAUGACAAUCUCUUUACGUCUAUGUGUUGAUUUCAUAUAUUUAUUGAUGAUGUCUUUAAUUGUAGGUGUAUUAGUAGGUGCUUUAUCAUCAUUAUUAUUUAAAUAUUGCGAUUCCUUAAUUAAUCAUCCUGUUAAAGAGACUUCUUUAAUAUUAUUAUUGGGUUAUGCAUCAUAUUUAGUAUCUGAGUCUUUACAUUUAAGUGGUAUAUUGAGUUUAUUUUGUUGUGGAAUAAUAAUGGCUGUAUAUACAUAUCCAAAUAUUUCAGAAGAAGCACAACAUGGUACAUAAUUAGCAUUUGAUACAAUUGGAUAUUUAGUUGAAGCUUUUGUAUUUGCGUAUUUAGGAAUUACAACAUUAUAAGUAGAUUACAAUUAAAUUCCUUGGAGUUUUUCAUUAUUAUUGCUAUUAUCUGUAAUUUUAGCCAGAUUUGUUACAGUUUUUGUAUUACCAUGCUGUUACUUUCUGAUGAAUAAACAAUUUAAAUUAAAUACUUAAGAAUUAUUUGUAGUUUGGUAUUCUGGUCUAAUUAGAGGUGUAAUAGCAUUUGCACUUUGUAUUACAAUUAAAACAGCUAAUAGUGAAAUAAUAUAAGGAUGUGUUUUAGUGAUAGUCUUAAUUACAACUAUAUUUGGUUCAAUUUUAUUGGAUAGUUUUAUUAAUCUUAUUGGAAUGAAGAGAGCUGAUCCUGAAUUGAAUUAAAUAAAUGAAUUUAUGUUGAGUUAAACAAGUGAAACAGACACAAGUGUUUCAUAUUAUAAAAGUAUAGGAGAAUAAAAAUCUAAAUUAAAAAAAGGAUUAUGGGGAGGAAUAGAAUAGAAUUUUGUUAGACCAAUAUUUUAAAAGCCUAAAACUAAUUAGGUUUCAGAAAUUAGUAUGCAUGCAAUGUGA
Messenger RNA from Paramecium pentaurelia, 1514 nucleotides. Lineage: Eukaryota; Ciliophora; Oligohymenophorea; Peniculida; Parameciidae. The record is from the annotation of a GenBank genome assembly.